UUGACCAGAGUGGAUGAUCCAUCUGACAGCAUCAUCUUCAACAUCUCACUGACUGACUGUGGGAUUGAGAGAAAGAUGACUGACGAGGCUCUGAUUUACAGCACCUACAUCAACUACAAGCCUCAACUCACCACCAGACCCAUCAUCAGAACCAACAAAGUGACUGUCCCCAUUGAGUGUCACUUUCCCAGACGGGGUAAUGUGAGCAGCAACGCCAUCAAACCCACCUGGAUCCCUUUCACCUCCACCAAGUGGGGAGAGGAGCAUCUGUCCUUCUUGCUCCGCCUCAUGAACGAUGACUGGAGUGCAGAGCGGGGCUCCAAUGUCUACCACCUCGGGGAUCUCAUCCACAUCCAGGCCUCGGUUUUGACCCAGAACCAUAUGCCGUUGAGGGUCUUCAUCGAGCGCUGUGUGGCCACUCUGAGCCCAGACAAGGACUCCAAACCCAGCUAUUCCAUCGUUGACUUCAAAGGUUGCCUGAUGGACAGCAAAGUGGACGAUUCAUUCUCCUCGUUCGUGACGCCGCGACUCGAGGAGGACGAGCUGCGGUUUAAACUGGAUGCCUUCCGCUUCUUUGAGGAUUCUCGAGACUCGAUCUUUAUUAAAUGCGAGCUGAAAGCGGUGGCAUUAGAUGCGAAGCUCGAUUCCAGCAACAAAGCUUGUUUCUUCGACAAACUACUCCAGCGGUGGAACGCAGUGGAAGGUACGAACGACUUGUGCAGCUGCUGCGAUGCCCACCACUGCAACGAUGAAAGAGCGAGGGGACAUCUUUGGAACAGGAGAAAGAGGGCGUCUCAACCCGGAGCAGAGGUCGGUGCUGGUCUCCAGUGGGAAGGUGUGGUCAGUCUGAGGCCUAUUGUGGUGCUGGACGUUGAGCUGCGAGACUUUGACCAGCUCAUGGCGGUCGAACCCUCUGUUGGCAGUGGAAACAGCCGCUCAUCAUCUUCAGACAGUGGUGUGGCGAUGGCCUUGGCUGGCUCGGUGGUGCUCGGAGCUCUGAUUUGUGCAGCGCUGGUGACCUAUUACCACCUGAACAGGAAGCACCUGUCAAUCGCGCCGUGAAAAG
Callorhinchus milii (elephant shark) is the source of this 1066-nucleotide messenger RNA. Its product is annotated as zona pellucida sperm-binding protein 3. The transcript has 9 exons. The coding region runs from base 76 to 1062 and encodes 328 amino acids. The record is from RefSeq and is a predicted model, not a curated record. Gene Ontology annotation, cellular component: extracellular matrix. Lineage: Eukaryota; Metazoa; Chordata; Chondrichthyes; Chimaeriformes; Callorhinchidae. Gene Ontology annotation, biological process: binding of sperm to zona pellucida; positive regulation of acrosome reaction; egg coat formation. Gene Ontology annotation, molecular function: acrosin binding.